AGGGUUGUUUAAUCGAUGGCAGAUGACGGACUAACGUUAGCUUCCUGAAGAAGUCAUGGCGAUGAUCAACAGAAGUUGUUUUGCUGCUGGUCGUUUGUGCGGUAGCCAUAUUCUGUUGUCACACAAAUGCAUUGAAAGGUCACAUGUGCACACCAGUCGUCUGACCACAGCACCUAGCACAUCGGCUACGCUGCAAGACAGAAAGAAAGAGAUUAAAGAAGAUGGUCUGGAUCUGCAGGACUUCAUAUCAGGAGAGCUUUCAGAGAAAAGCAAGUGGGAAGAAUACAGGGGCAACCUGAAACGACAAAAGGGAGAGCGACUCAGGUUACCACCAUGGCUGAAGACAGAGAUUCCUAUUGGGAAAAACUACAACCAAUUGAAGAAUACUCUCAGAGAGUUGAACCUACACACUGUGUGUGAAGAGGCCAGGUGUCCAAACAUUGGAGAGUGUUGGGGUGGUGGAGAGCAUGCUACAGCCACUGCAACCAUCAUGUUGAUGGGAGACACAUGUACACGCGGCUGCAGGUUUUGUUCUGUAAAGACAGCAAGAAAGCCUCCUCCUCUGGACCCUGAUGAGCCAUACAACACUGCUAAAGCAAUUGCUGCGUGGGGGCUGGACUAUGUGGUGCUCACUUCAGUGGACCGAGAUGAUCUUGCUGAUGGUGGUGCGGAACACUUUGCAAAGACUGUUUCCAAUCUCAAAAAGAGGAACCCCACUAUCCUGGUAGAGUGUCUGACCCCUGAUUUCCGUGGUGACCUCUCAGCAGUGGAGAAGAUUGCUCUCUCAGGCCUAGACGUUUAUGCCCACAACGUAGAGACAGUGAGAGAACUGCAGAGGUAUGUGCGGGACCCACGAGCAAACUUUGACCAGUCGCUCAGUGUGCUACGACAUGCCAAGAAAGUAAAACCAAGUGUGCUCACUAAAACCUCCAUCAUGCUUGGGCUGGGAGAGACAGAUGCACAGUUGCACUCGACUAUGAAAGAGUUAAGGGACUCUGGAGUAGACUGCCUGACCUUGGGCCAGUACAUGCAGCCAACCAAACGACAUCUGAAGGUGGAGGAGUAUGUCACUCCUGAACAGUUUGCUUACUGGGAGAAGAUGGGUCAGGAAAUGGGCUUUGUCUACACAGCGAGUGGACCUUUAGUGCGCUCUUCUUACAAAGCAGGUGAGUUCUUCCUAAAGAACCUGCUGAAAAACAGGAAGACGGAAGAAACAUCGGAAUAAAGAUCAAACUGGUCUCCCACCAUCUCUUCUUCUUCUCUCUGUCAGUACAUCUUACAGCACUACAUGACAUUUACAUUACUUCAGCUGCUUAAUCCAUUAUGUUUCCUUUGGGAAGCCACUAUAGACAGGAAGGCAUUUGGCAGUAAUGAACUGUGGGUAAUGUAGUCUUCUGGCUCAGAGAAAGUAUGGGAUAGUCAUUGAACAACUGUGGAGUGGAGAACUUGUUGAAGGAACUUGCUGUACAUAAGUCUGAAGUUUAGACUUAUCUGUUAAAAGGGGAAACAUGCUUGUGUCUUCUUAGUGGAGUAGCACAACACACAAGCCACAAGAUCUACUUAUGUAAUAGAUAGUUAAUAAAAGUAAACAAAGGCGUUCAGAGUGGUUUGAUAUGAAUUGCUCCAUUAUAGAGAAACAGUCAGAAUUGUUCACAGUGGUGGUGAUGCAAACCAGACAUCUGAAGCCUUUAAUGCCUCUAAAAGCUUCUUCACAGAAAGUUAUUACAUGAAAUCGUUGUGAAAACACUACCUGAUGUCUCAAACAUUAUUAUAACAUAGUUUGAUUGAGGUUGUGGCCUAAAAUGUUUUAGAAAAUCCAUUCAGAGAGGUAUAUACAGAGCUUUGUAAGGCAAAAUGGUCCCCAAAAACAACUUAGUUUUUCUGAUUUACCACUAAUUUACCAUCAACUUUUCAGAUAAAAACAUAGGUUUAGGUGGUACUUGUAGAUGUAGGUUCACUUGCGGUUUUAGUAAAACUAAAUGCCUUUGCGUUAUAGACAGUGAGACUUCUGGUUCUUAUUAUCACCACUGUAAAGAAACGAAUAUCCACAAAUUUGUAGUCUACAAUGAACCAUUUCAAAUCACACCACCCUGAAAAACUUUUUGAAAAUACAGAAAUUUGGUGGUGGAAUUGAAAAUUAGUGGAAUUCCAUUUUAAGACAAUUACAAAUUAAUAUUUGAAAUAAUGAAGGUACAAAGACCAUGUUGUUGCAGUGUAAUCUGUGUAAAAUUAAAUAUAACUGCAAUGUUUAUAAUGUAUUAAACAGCUAAUAAAAUGAUGUUUUUCAUUUUUGAAAAAUAACA
Messenger RNA from Colossoma macropomum (tambaqui), 2303 nucleotides. It is a transcript of the gene lias, whose product is annotated as lipoic acid synthetase. Gene Ontology annotation, molecular function: 4 iron, 4 sulfur cluster binding; lipoate synthase activity. Gene Ontology annotation, cellular component: mitochondrion. Lineage: Eukaryota; Metazoa; Chordata; Actinopteri; Characiformes; Serrasalmidae. The record is from RefSeq and is a predicted model, not a curated record. The coding region runs from base 56 to 1225 and encodes 389 amino acids. Gene Ontology annotation, biological process: lipoate biosynthetic process. The transcript is spliced from 11 exons.